AUGAAAUUAGAGCUCUGUUCUUCUUCUCAACUCAACCCCUGUCUUCAUUCUCUCUCAAUUCUCCCAAUUCUUUCUAUCACCAUUUCCCUUAAGUUUGUUUCAGGCUCAUCAUGGCCAGAAUCAUCCCCAAAGGAACCAAUCGAGGAUUCAGUCCCUCACACCGCCCUCGAGGCCGCCAUGAGACCGACUCAGGUUCGGACGCACGCGAUUCGGAGGGCGCAUGAGAAUAUUGAUAAGACGCUUAAGUCGGCUAAGGUUAUUCUCGGUCAGUUUGAUCUCACGCGUCAGGCUGAGUCUAAGAUUUUGAAGGGUCCACAUGAGGAUCUUGAAAGCUACUUGGAGGCGAUCGAUCAGUUGAGGGCUAAUGUACGAUUCUUUAACUCCAACAAAAGCUUGAAGAGCAGUGAUGGGCUGCUUAAUCAUGCCAACAAUAAUGUACGAUUCUUUAACUCCAACAAAAGCUUGAAGAGCAGUGAUGGGCUGCUUAAUCAUGCCAACAAUAUGCUAAUGCUCGAGUUUAUUUCAGAUGGGAACUCUCAGCAGCAGACAUACUUCCUACAUACAUGA
Asparagus officinalis (garden asparagus) is the source of this 567-nucleotide messenger RNA. RefSeq lists its product as uncharacterized. The coding region runs from base 1 to 567 and encodes 188 amino acids. The record is from RefSeq and is a predicted model, not a curated record. The transcript is spliced from 3 exons. Lineage: Eukaryota; Viridiplantae; Streptophyta; Magnoliopsida; Asparagales; Asparagaceae.